This is a messenger RNA of Durio zibethinus, 1806 nucleotides long. Its product is annotated as putative myosin-binding protein 5. The record is from RefSeq and is a predicted model, not a curated record. Gene Ontology annotation, molecular function: myosin binding. Lineage: Eukaryota; Viridiplantae; Streptophyta; Magnoliopsida; Malvales; Malvaceae.
AUGGCAAAACGAUCAUUUAAGGAGUUUGUAGAACAAGAACUUGGAGAAGUCCCCAAGUUUUUUAUUUAUGCUGUACUUGAAUGGAUGAUGAUAUUUGUUCUGUUCAUUGACGGAUUUCUUGCAUUUUUCGCAAACGAAUUUGCCCUGUUCUUCGAGUUGCCUAUCCCUUGCUUCCUUUGUACCAGGAUUGAUCGUAUCCUUGUCCAGAGAAAUGCUAAUUUCUAUUACAAUGAUUCCAUCUGUAACCAACAUAAGAAGAAUGUUUCAUCUCUUGCAUUCUGUCAUGCUCACAAAAAGCUUUCCGACAUAAGAAACUUGUGUGAAAGCUGUCUUCUCUCCUUUGCUACUGAGAAAGAAUCUGAUUGUGAUACUUACAAGUCCCUUCUGGGGAUCUUACACAAGGAUGUUGAGUUGUUUGUUGAUGAAGAUCAUGAAGUUCAUCUGUCAUUGCCUGUUGGCAAAAAGGAUGAAGAAGUUCUUGAGAAGAGCAAUGAUCAUCGGUGUUCAUGUUGUGGGGAGCCAUUGAAAGUGAAAUCCUCCUAUUCAAAAGGGAAAAAUUCUUCCCUCUCAUCCCUAGCUCCUGCUCCAUCUCCCAGGGCUCCAGCCAACCGAAAUUUAUAUUUGUCACACAUUAAAUAUACAGAGCUCAAGCUCAACUCGUAUGAAGCAGAGGUUCACGAGGAUAAUGAUGGAUCAAGGGGAAUAACCCUUGAAAAGCCUUUCGGGGAAGAUGCCAAAGCUGCUACGAUACCAUUACUGAUGGAUGCUGAUGAUGAAGAUAAGACCCCUAGCUUUAUCAGGGGAAACAAGUUUUUCGGAAUCUCACUGUCGGAUUCAGCAACAAACAGUCCUAGGGGGACAAGAAUUCAAGGGAAAUCACAGCUAGAGAGAACAGAAUUUGCUUCAGAAUCUGGAGAGGGACAAGUGCCAAAUGAGGCAGAAGGUGAUAUUUUGCAUCAUUUGAAGAGACAAGUUCGUAUGGAUCGCAAGUCACUGAUGGCUUUGUACAUGGAACUGGAUGAAGAAAGAAGUGCAUCUGCUGUUGCAGCUAACAAUGCAAUGGCCAUGAUCACCAGGUUGCAAGCUGAGAAGGCCGCUGUUCAGAUGGAGGCCUUACAAUACCAGAGAAUGAUGGAGGAGCAGGCAGAAUAUGACCAAGAAGCCCUACAAGAGAUGACUAAUUUGCUGGCCAAGAGAGAGGAAGAACUCAAGGAUUUAGAGGCUGAACUUGAGGCUUAUAGACAAAAUUAUGGAUGCUUAAAGGAAAUUGAUUUUGAAGGAAAAGCAGAUGAGAGUGACGAGGUCUACCAAGUCUUGAAACCACCAUCUUACUCAUUCUCCAAUGGAAGAGCUGAAUGUACCAGCCCUACUCGUAGCCUUAAUGAAGGGUCUAAUACUGGGGAAAAAGCACAGAAUCAUGAUCAGGAUGAUAUCGGAAGGGAUGCCAUUGACAAAUCAAAGAAAGUCUCUGGAGUCCGGCAAUUGGACCGGAUGAAAAAUCUAGAGAAGAAACAGCAUAUUUCAUCAGACAGUGGGGGUGUUUCCUCAAAGUCUAGUAGUGAAAAUGACGGCAACAUGGAAGAACAGACUGGAAAUGGAAGUAAAGCAGUCCUAAAGAGUGAAUUGUCCUGUAUUCGUGAGAAGAUUGAGGCCCUUGCAGCAGAUGGUGGAAUCCUGAAACAUGUUACUGAUCUUACAGACGAAGUAGGCAGCAACGGAGCAAAACUAUUAGCAGAGAUUUCUCAGAAUCUACAAAAGCUUCAGUACUUAGCAACAAUGUCAUACUCUGAAAGCGCAGAUGCAUAA